UUUACGUCUUAUAAAUAUACCAAACCUGUCUCAUUGUUCUCACAUCAUCAAGAAAAAUCUGAGAAGAAGAGGCAAUCGAGAAUUCCACAGCUAGUCGUCAAACCAAAAGAUUAUAUCCGAUUAAGAAAGAAGAGAGAGAUGGCAUUGAUUCCAAGCUUCUUUGACAACCAACGAGGCAGCAGCAUCUUCGAUCCAUUCUCAUCAUUAUACAUCUGGGAUCCAUUCAAGGACCUACCCCCCUUCAUUUCCUCUUCAAACUCUCUCUUUUCUCGUGAAAAUCCAGCUUUUGUUAACACCCGUAUUGAUUGGAAAGAGACCCCAGAAGCCCAUGUCUUCAAGGCAGAUCUUCCGGGGCUUAAAAAGGAGGAGGUAAAGGUAGAAAUUGAAGAUGACAGAGUGCUCCAGAUUAGCGGACAGAGGAACGUGGAGAAGGAAGACAAGAACGACACAUGGCAUCGUGUGGAGCGUAGCAGUGGCAAGUUCUUGAGGAGGUUCAGGCUGCCUGAGAAUGCCAAGAUGGACCAAAUUAAGGCUUGUAUGGAGAAUGGGGUUCUUACUGUCACUGUGCCUAAGGAGGAAGUCAAGAAACCUGAUGUCAAGACUGUUGAAAUCUCUGAAUGAGAUAAUCAAUCCGUACUUGUAACAUCUGAAUGUGUCGUCCUUUAUAAACUAUACUAGGAAUCUUGGUCUCCCUGUUAGCAUUCACAUGCCUUCAGUGUAUUGCAAUGUAAGAUUACAGUUUUGUUAAUCAAAUUUCCUGUCUUCCUUGUGAUUUUCUGAA
This is a messenger RNA of Populus nigra (black poplar), 781 nucleotides long. Its product is annotated as 18.1 kDa class I heat shock protein-like. Gene Ontology annotation, biological process: protein folding; response to hydrogen peroxide; response to heat. The coding region runs from base 139 to 621 and encodes 160 amino acids. NCBI's taxonomy places the organism in Eukaryota, Viridiplantae, Streptophyta, Magnoliopsida, Malpighiales, Salicaceae. The record is from RefSeq and is a predicted model, not a curated record. The transcript has a single exon.